AUGGAUAUUUACAAACAAAAUGUUACUGUUUCGACACGAAGAGCUCAAACUCAAAUGACUAAAGUUUUGAUUUUUCAGGUACAUUCUUAUUUCUGUAGCUACUCAAAUGCAUUUUUAAAAAGAUUUAGUAUACUGUAGCUUUAAAGUAAAAAAAUUUUUGACAUUUUAAGUUUUUCAAGUUAAAUAUUCAAAAUAACUUUUUUUUAGGCUUCUUACCCAUUAACACUAUGCAUUCCAUUAGUUAUCAUAGUCACAGCUACAAUGUACGGUGUGCAUUUGUUGGACAUGGCAACAAUUGGCGUCUCUUUGAUUCACGCACUUCCAACUUUAAAUGGUAUUAGCGUUAUCAUGUGUAUCCCAUCGUAUCGGACUAAAACUCUUGGGUUUUUAAAACAAAGGGUCGGCAUGACACUUUAG
This is a messenger RNA of Bursaphelenchus okinawaensis, 417 nucleotides long. The record is from the annotation of a GenBank genome assembly. NCBI's taxonomy places the organism in Eukaryota, Metazoa, Nematoda, Chromadorea, Rhabditida, Aphelenchoididae.